AUGACGGAUGAGCAUUUGGGUGGCGGCGACGUUCAACCUGAUAGGGACGAUGGCGACGCUGGUGUGUCUGGGGAUAACGGCGUCGUCGUGCAAGAAGACAGCGUCGAUCAUGCAGGAGAUCCUGGACAGACAGAAGGCCCGCCAACAGCAGAGCCAGCCACAGUACCAGCAGGCGCCGACUCCCCCGCUGUACCAGACGAGCCAAUGGAUGAGUCAGAGCUACUAGCAGAGCUCGCGUCUGAUAAGAUUACCAUGCCGAUGAUGGUUAUCACUAUGGGAGGAAGGUUCUUCGACUGCAAGGACGCUGAGCUCACUGUCACGAUGAAGGUAAACGACGAGACGAUGGAAGGAUGCUAUGUCUUGAUUGGAGAUACUGUUCAGGAGGGGGAGGAUGGAAUAAAGUUAAUGGGGUUGGUGUUCAAGCGCAAGGACGUGCCGGCAGAGUGA
Molecule: messenger RNA, 447 nt
Organism: Giardia duodenalis
Lineage: Eukaryota; Fornicata; Diplomonadida; Hexamitidae
Exons: 1
Coding region: 1-447 (148 amino acids)
Source: RefSeq, a predicted model, not a curated record